GACACUUCCGGAUUGGGGUUUGGACCGCGGUGGGCGCAGUUCUCCAGAGUUGUCAGUUUGCUGGUAAACUGUUGAAGUUGUUGUGACAAAAUACUGAGUUUUUAUACUAUUUUGUGCACUGUCAAUACCACCUCUUCAGUAAAAUAAGGUAAUUGAAUCUCACUGGUUUAGCGCACCGCUGACUUCUUGCUAGGUAGCUAGCUAACAUGUUAGCCCUUCGUACGUGAGUUAUCUCUGACUUCGCGCAGGGUGCUAGAUGUGAAAUGUCGCUAUCCUGCCAGUCAAAACUAGCUGACUGGCUAACGGUAGCUGUAACUAUUUUCUUACGACUAAACAACGACGAGUAAAAUCAAAGCCUUGAUAUUGAAUAUAAUUAGCAGCUAGCAACCAACUUAGCUUCUGAGAUGGCUAACGUUAAGUAUGUCACAGUGAAUUUGCUGGAUAACGUUGUUUUUUUGUUUAUUUUUUUAUAAAAAAAGAUGUUUGUGUCCCACACAGAUGGAAGGAGAUGAGUGUGGGAAGUUUCCUCCAGAACCAUCGGAGGGUAAAUCACAGAGGGGAAGUGUGGCCUCCUCUGUCACCCGCGGUCAGUAACCUUUUUUCUUUCAGUCUGGUGUUUACAAUAUAAUAUUAUUUUGUCCCUCUGUGUGUUUCUUAUUUGGAAGAUGCAAGAUGGUGUUUUGCGUCAACUUCCCUCCCUGUGUGUUUUCUCCUACAGCUCAAGAUGUGCUUGUGUACCUGGUGGGUGACAGUGCUGUACACCUGUGUGUGGAGGGGGUUGGCUGUGUGAGUGUCCAGGAGCUAGGCCACAGUGUCCGAGAGGCUCUCCACAUUCCUGAUUCGUCAAUGGAUGCCUUUGCCUUCUGGCUCUGCUCUCCUCUGCUCGGUAAUGACAGCUCUCUCUGUAAUGCACCUCCCUUCCUCAUCCUCCUCCCCUAGCCCUCAAACAGCUGUGCUGUACAUGCUGUUGUUUUAAAAUAAACAACUGGGUAAUUCUUCAUUCAUUUGACAUUUUGUUGAUUUGAUCAGGGGCAGGAGGGCUGAUUUGUAUUACAAAGGAAUGUUGUUGUGUCUGAGGCUGGUCUGGUUCAUUGUAUCAUGUAUUGGUGAAGAUUGUAGAGAGCCCUUGGGCCAUAAGCGGAACACUGCCCAUUUGUUUGCUUCUCUCUUGAACUGCUGUCUUGCUGGAAGACUGGCAUUGUUUGUAAAAUAUGAAAGAGAUCACUACAGCAAAAUGAGUGUAGGCCAAGUCUACAGCUUGUGGAUAUAGUGUGAAAGAUUAGCAUGCUUUGUCAUGCCAAAAUUAUUUGAUCUUUGUUAUGCCAUGAGAAUGUUUAUUCAUACUUUCAUAAAUAAUGACAUUUGGUUGUCUACAUCCUGCCUUUUCCUCCUCUCUCAGAACUGCAGUUAAAGCCGAAGCAUCAGCCUUACAAACUGUGCCGCCAGUGGCAGGACCUGCUGUAUCGCUUCACUGAGGCCUCGGAGGAGGACAUAUCUCAAGGUGAGACUGCCUGUGUCUCUGUGUGUAGGGAUGAGCCUGUUUUUUUUGUAAGCUUUUGUUUCUGUAUUUUUAGCAGAUUAAUAUUUUGUCUCCCAUCCAUGUUAUUUUUUCCCCAAAUGUUUUAUUUUUUCAUCCCCACUGCUGAAUUCAUAUUGCUUUGUCAACCUGACCUCCUGUUAACUCUGACCCAACAUCGCUAAUCCUAAACUGUACAUCUGCCAUCAUAUAGAAAUGUUCUGGAAACCCUCCACAUGCUGUAUUCUUUCCGUUUUUUCUCCAGAUGAGCCAAGCCUGCAGUACAGAAGGAAUGUGUUUUAUCCCAAGUCUAAAGAGCUGCAGGUACUGCUUGUUCCAUUUUCUCCUUAAACUUAACAUGAAGCUGUUGGAAAACAUUGUCCUUAAUAAUAUCAGUAAGGUUGUACUGUCAAAUGGAUACAUUAUACUUUCCUGGUCGUAGACACAUACCCUGAGCACUCUAGCACUGACCCUCAGACAAAAGGUUACGUUUGUUACAAGAAUUCCACGGUAACAGAAUUGCGCUGAGACACUUAAAAUGUAUGCUAAACAAUCAUGCAAACCAUACAACUCUAGGCACAAGGACUACUUUUAACAAUUUACACUGAACAUUUUACAAAACUUUUACUGGAAGAACUGUGCAAAUGCUAAGUUUGGUAACAGAAUUUCUGUAAAAUCUCCCUCUUGUUUUUUUAUGUGUCCAUGUUUUCCAAAUAAUUGUGUUAAAUAUCUGCUCUAAAUUAAGAUUCAACGAUGUCUGCAGAACAAAUGGGGUGUCAGCUAUGACAUGAAACAUUGACUUUGAAAAAAUCUAUUUUGGUUAUUGAACUACAGUAGCCUAAGUAAAGUGGAUUUACACCCGGUAACAGAAUUGUAGUAAACUGAAUUUCACAAUGAGUCCCUGAUCUGUACUAUACAGAAAUGCAUAAUUAUGGUUAUGAAUGUAAUUCUCUUCAUGGUGAUGUAUCUUAAAUAGGUACACAAAGGUAUACAUAUGUAAUAUCCUCCUUUGCAUAUUUGGGUAUUAUUCUACACACUGAAGACUAUUUUAAUGAGAUCUGUCCCUAAACAAGACCAAAUUUGGUUGGACUGGACCAAAUCUGAACCAAAAGUUUGUACAUCAAAGUAAAUUACAGUACGUUAUAGUGUACUCAACUCUAGUGUGCUCUACGGUGUACUGAACUCUACUCUACUAUUCUCUACUUUUCUUUACUGUGCUGUCCAAGCUUGUGAACACAACUCUGGUUUGACUAAUAAUGAUUUUCCAUUAUAGCCAAUUAAAUUGCAGAAAUUCCAUUAACAAAUUGGUAAUGGCAUUUUUUGAUUUAAUCACUUAAUAAUUCAUAAACAAAAUUGAUAUCAGUAAAAACACUAACUAAUUGAUAGGUCUACCUUAAGUUGUUACUUCUGGGAACUUUCAUUAUCCUCCCUCCUCAUGAGGGAGAGAAAUUAGAAAAUAUCUUAAAGAUAUGUGGGGUUUUGGUAAUGGAAUUUUAAGGCACAAGGCAGUGUUUCAUAAACUUACAGAAGGCUGAAAAAUGUAUCCAAAACUAAAUAUGUGUUUAUUCGUUGGCAGGGGUCUUUACUUCAACAUUGUGUUUUAGAUUAAUUUAAUAUGCCUUUUUCUGGUAGAUGUUUUGUAAGACCCCUUUUCCAUUUGUUUGACCAGAAAUCAAAGCCAUUGCUUAUUCUUAAUUUUAGGAUGGAAAAUGGUUUAAAAGUAUGUAUAUGCCUUAAUUUCUCAAAUAUACACUCUUAGCGUUCAUUUGACACCCAAUUUGAAAUGCUCUUAUGAACUUCACAUGUUGGUGCUCAUGGGUCCUUUUACAUGGAAAUGACCCGAACUCCCCUAUUUCUGUUUGGAUCCUCCUAUAUUCCACGUCAUUGCAUGGUCUUUCCCUCUAGAUUGAAGACGAGGGGGUGUUGAGACUCCUUUACGAUGAGGCACGGGUUAACAUCCUCGCGGGCCGCUUCCCCUGUGACCCUGAGACCUGGACAGGUUUGGGAGCACUGUCUUUUGCUCUGGAGCUGGGGGUCGGUCUGGACCACCAGAAAGCCACUGCUGCUUUAAGGUAAACUAUGCCAGGCAUUUGAACAUCUGCCUCUUGCUGAAGUUAUUGUGUAGUGUUUUAAAAAAAAAAUUAAUAAAAAAAAAAUAAUACCUGGCUGCAUACCCUGAUUAUUGCCCUUCUUCUCCCAACUCACUCAGGGAGAAGAAGCUGAUAUCCUUCCUGCCUGCACAUGUUUCAGGGGGAGGUGGGGGGCUGUUCUCUACGCUGAGGGGGAAAGGGGGCCGUCAGGCAGGGCUGGAGCACAACCUUUUGGAGGAAUAUCGCAAGCUCAGCACCUCAGGCAGCACCCCCCUGGAGCCCACUCAGCGUCUACGCCAGUACCUCAGCACAUGCCACUCUCUGCCUUACUACGGGUAAGGAACAAGCUGGACAAAUGGCCUCAACUGUAUGGUGCAUGGAACACGUUCACAGUUGUAUCUUCUUCAUGUGCCACUUGCAUCAUGUCUCACUGGUGUGAGUUCGAUUUUUGUCUGUGCAGGUGUGCUUUCUUCUCGGGUGAGAUCGAAAAGCCAGCCCAGGGGAUUCUUCAUAGAGCAGGACGGAAAGCUGUCAAUGUGGGGAUCAGUCUGGAGGGGGUGUAUGUAAUGGACAUCAAAGAGAAGGUGAGACCUGGAAUGUCAAGUUAAAAUGAAUGAUAACGCCUCUACAUAACAAGCAGAAUAUUACCUAUUUUACUGUGUGUGAUUUAAGAAUUGGCAUGAACCAGAGGUAUCCUUUAUCAAUCCAGAAAGACUCUUCACUGAAUGAUCCAACCCUCUCCCUUUCUGCCUCUCAUUCUCUCUGAUGCAUCCCUACUCCAUGACAGCACGUGCUCCUGGGCCUGCGCUUCAGUGAGCUGUCUUGGGACCACAGCUACCCUGAAGGGGAGGGUGACUCACACAUCCUGUGGCUCGAAUUCGAUGGAGAGGAGGCCGGCACCCCUGUCAACAAGUUACUGAAGAUCUACUCAAAACAAGUAAUGAAACCUAAACAUAAUUUCUCUAUUAAAAAAAAUAAGUUCAUUGUACUUUUCCUUAGUAGGUGGUCAUAGAUGUCCUUGAAGUGACCAGAGUUCAUUCUAUUCUUUAUUCCCUCCUUGUACCUCUAGGCAGAGCUUAUGAGCGGCCUUAUCGAGUUCUGUGUGGAGCUACAUUCUGCAGCCGACGGAGGGGCGGCCACGGAAACAGAUGGUGAUGUCACUGCUGGACAGGCGGGGGGCAGUGACGGAGAAAGGGACGGUCGCCGUGGGAAACUGCACAGGCAGAGCAGUGUGGUGUGCAGUCGGGUCCAUACACUGAACACCAUCAGCUACGUGGACAACGGUGAGUCUGGGGAGGGGGAAUCAUGCAUGCCAUUCAUUUAGUCAGUAUUAAGCAUCCAUAUACACCAAAAGUAUGUGGACACCCCUUCAAAUUGGUGGAUUCGGCUAUUUCAGCCACACCCAUUGCUGACAGGUGUAUAAAAUUGAGCACACAGCCAUGCAAUCUUCAUAGACAAACAUUGGUAGUAGAAUGGCCCUUACUGAAGAGCUCAGUGACUUUCAACGUGGCACCGUCAUAGGAUGCCACAACAAGUCAGCUCGUCAAAUUUCUGCCCUACUAGAGCUGCCCCUGUCAACUAUAAGUGCUGUUAUUGUGAAGUGGAAACGUCUAGGAGCAACAACGGCUCAGCCGCAAAGUGGUAGGCCACACAAGCUCACAGAACGGGACCGCCGAGUGCUGAAGCAUGUAGCGCGUCUGUCCUCAGUUGCAACACUCACUACCGAGUUCCAAACUGCCUCUGGAAGCAACGUCAGCACAAGAACUGUUCGUCGGCUUCAUGAAAUGGGUUUCCAUGGCCGAGGAGCCGCACACAAGCCUAAGAUCACCAUGCGCAAUGCCAAGCGUCGGCUAGAGUGGUGUAAAGCUCACCGCCAUUGAACUCUGGAGCAGUGGAAACGCGUUCUCUGGAGUGAUGAAUCACGCUUCACCAUCUGGCAGUCCGACGGAUGAAUCUGGGUUUGGCGGAUGCCAGGAGAACGCUACCUGCCCCAACUGUAAAGUUUGGAUGUGGAAUAAUGGUCUGGGGCUGUUUUCCGUGGUUCGGGCUAGGCCCCUUAGUUCCAGUGAAGGGAAAUCUUAACGCUAUGAUAUUCUAGACGAUUCUGUGCUUCCAACUUUGUGGCAACAGUUUGGGGAAGGCCCUUUCCUGUUUCAGCAUGACAAUGCCUUUGUGCACAAAGGGAGAUCCAUACAGAAAUGGUUUGUCAAGAUUGGUGUCGAAGAACUUGACUGGCCUGCACAGAGCCCUGACCUCAACGCCAUCGAACACCUUUGGGAUGAAUUGGAACGCCGACUGCGAGCCAGGCCUAAUCGCCCAACAUCAGUGCCCAACCUCACUAGCGCUCUUAUGGCUGAAUGGAAGCAAGUCCCCGCAGCAAUGUUCCAACAUCUAGUGAAAAGCCUUCCCAGAAGAGUGGAGGCUGUUAUAGCAGCAAAGGGGGGACCAACUCCAUAUUAAUGCCCAUGAUUUUGGAAUGAGAUGUCCAACGAGUAGGUGUCCACAUACCUUUAGCCAUGAAGUGUAAGUUUCACUUGUUUGAUAUCAGGUAAGGUUGUAAAACUAACUGUUAAAUGUAUUUGUUGUCCUCCGGGCAGGUAAAGAAAUCAAACGUCUGAAGCCAAAGAGAGCUGCUUCCUUCUUCACCAGGCAGGCACAACCACCCACAUAUUCUGCAGUACAGGUGGAAGAGAGUUUGGAGCAAGGGUGAGCCUCCAUCUCCGGUAUAGGCACUGCUCUAUGCUAACUGGAGACCAAAACUGAACAUGCACAUUGAGAUUGAGAGAGAGAAAAAGAUAUGCAAGGAGUUGGAGAGUUUAUCUUGUUGUUUGUGAAAAUACAAUGGACCAAGAGUGGGAUUUAAGUGUGAAUAAAUAUUUAUGCAUAAUUGUUGUGUAUAUGAAGUUACAUGAGAAUAUUGGCAUUCUUUAGGUGCUGCAAAGUGACGUUGAGUGUCGUUGCUUCACAGGUCAAGUUGAACCGGCUACCUAUUGGUAGAAGUUGUAGUUUAAUAUGAAACUGUUGAGUAGUGGUAACAUUCACAGUAGCACCACCUUGUAUCUUUACCCUUGUGAUAGGGGACCUUUAUUACUGUUCUCCCUCAGAUGGAAUGUAUGUACUAUGACUACAUACAGUAUCAUCCAUUGAGAUGUAUGCAACACUCUUGGAAACCAAACAACACAGGGCAUUGUAUUGUCUAACAGGAGGGCGAUAUUGAAGGCUCUGCAACUAUAUCUUGUUCAAACCUCAGUCUUUGUUCCAAAACAAACAUUUAUCUUGUGGUAGUCUAUGCUACUCUGUGCUAAACACUCAGUCUCUCAUGGUCAUCAUGGACUGUAUCUGCGUCCUCCUCCCAGAAAUGACAAGGUCAACCAUUCUCCAUAUUCCAGACUGCACCCUUAUCCAAGUGGUUUCAGAUUCCAUGUUUUGUUAUUGUUAUAUUGUACAACAUGCAAGAGCAGCUUGACUUAGGAGCUGUCCAUUCAAGAAGAGUUUCCUGAUGACACUUCUCCUGCUGGCCUCUCCUCAGUGUGUCAGUAUGAGAGGAGCGAUUCUACUGUAUAUCUUUGUAUGAACACUAAAUUGCAUCAAACUGAAGAAUGUGGUUUCCACUGUUAGAACUGAUAUUGUCAAUUAUGCAAACGGGAUCAAAAAACAAAAUGGUCGAAUUAAUUGUUCCUAAGUCAAGCUAUGUAUUCAUGUUGUAUUAUUUUAAAACGAUUGUAGUGUACUCACUUGCUUUAUGUGCACGUGACUCAAUAUCUUAAGACUGCACUGUUUAUCUGAAAUACUGUAGCGUUUUUACAUUUGGUAAUUAUUUUGUAUUAUUAUUGGAGUAAUACCUUAUCUUUUGACUCUCAUACACCUAUCUCUGUCUUUCUCACACAAAUUAGACAAUAGGUAAUUUGAAACCUUAUUAUUUUUCAAUGCAGUUGCUGUAUAAAAAGACCAAGUGCCUUUUGUUUCAGUAAUAAUUUGGCCAUUGAGACUAACCUGGUAUUUAUGUGGGCUUGUUUGUCUGUUAAACAUGAUCAGCAGAAUGUUGCUGUAUUCAUUUUAUCUGCUCUGUUUGCUAUACAUUUACACGACUUCUUGUUGUGUGUACACAUUGAGACUGUCAAAUAUAUCAAACCCUUUAACUUCACUGUUUUCGUUCCUUUGUCAUUUAUAUAAUGUGCACUACCAAACUAAACCAGUGGCUGUAGGUUUAGUCAAACCCAUAAAACCUUUUUAUUCAGCUUUGUACUGUUUUGACAAAACAGUGAGGGAAAACUAAUGAGAUUUUUAUAUUGUUUUUAUUUGAAACAACUAUCAAAGUUUUUGCAUUUUCUUUUUACAAUAAAAACAUUUGUCCAUAUUUGAGUCUUAGUGUCUUGAUCUUGUGUUCCUUGAGUACUUGCUGCCACCUACUGGCUCGUGUUCACGAGCUUCUCAUCGUGACAGUACGGUAAUUUAUCUUGCAGGUUUGGUAGUGACGGGGUGCAUAGCUGGUUGUCUGUUUAGGUGGCUGUCAGUUGUAUUUAGCUAGCUAUUCUUUGGUCUGUUUUGCAAUUCACAGCAAUUUCGCCGGUAUUCGGUCGAAAUGGACGGGGAUAUUAAUGCUACGGCUCCGGCCACCACCCCACCUGACUCCGACCCAGCGCGGAAGCGCAGAGUACACGGUAUGUUGAAGCUGUACUAUGGGCUGAACGAGGAAGGAAAGACCGUGGAUCAAGCAGAGUCAAUGGAUCCUUGCGAUAUAAACGGGCCGCAUUUCGAUCCUGAGAUUUAUCUCAAUAAGGUAAAAUCAAAUUUCUGUGUCUGGAUGCGACAUAUAUAGUUCGCUAUUAUCUGAACAUAAGACAGUGGCAAAGGAUUGUUAUUAUUUUACAGUACGAGAGAGCCAAUGCCAACUUCUUGUCUGUCAUUGGUGUCACCCAGUGGUGUAUAUAAACCAAACCCAGGAUUGCUGAUGUUAUGUAUUGGCCAAUGAGAGGCUUUGAAGCCACUGGUCGGCCAUAUUGGCACUCCCCAGCAGGAGCAGUCCUCCAUAGGAAAAAAUAUAAUUCUACAGUAUUUCAAUUAAACGUUUUAUUUAAAAAAUGACAUGUAUUUAAGUAAGAUUAUAACUUUCCAAAAAGUAUACUUUAAGGAAAAUGUUUGUAUAUAUUAAUCCAUAAUAUAAUUUAAAAGUAUGCAUUAAGGUGUCUGUAGUAGAAUAAACGUGGCAUAAAUAAAUGCAUUUAUAUAACUUCCAAAAUAUGUUUUACAAUGGUGGAGGAUAGUGGUGUGGUGGUUUCAAAACACCUGUCAUCUAGUGUAUAUAUAAAUUAUUGGUGUCACCCAGGUAGUACAGUACAUUUUACAUUUUACAUUUUAGUCAUUUAGCAGACGCUCUUAUCCAGAGCGACUUACAGUUAGUGAAUACAUAUAUAUUUUUUUAUACUGGCCCCCCGUGGGAAUCGAACCCACAACCCUGGCGUUGCAAACGCCAUGCUCUAUCAACUGAGCUACAUCCCUGCCGGCCAUUCCCUCCCCUACCCUGGACGACGCUGGGCCAAUUGUGCGCCGCCCAUGAGUCUCCCGGUCGCGGCCGGCUGCGACAGAGCCUGGAUUCGAACCAGGAUCUCUAGUGGCACAGUUAGCACUGCGAUGCAGUAGCAGUCUGUUGUCUUGGAAACUGACCUUUGAGUCCUAUUGAUGUCUGCAGCUCAGGAGAGAAUGUUCCCUUGGAGAGCUGAUGGACCAGGAGAGCUGCAUGGUCAAGCAGAUCCGCUCCUUGGACAGUGACAUGCAGACAUUGGUGUAUGAGAACUACAACAAGUUCAUCUCUGCCACAGGUAAUACAAUAGGUGAUAGUGUAUGCAAUGUCAUGUUGGUAUCACUCUGUUCUGUGCACAUACAGUACCAUGUGAUGAAUGAAUGCCCUCAUCUUCUCCUACUAGACACAAUAAGAAAAAUGAAGAACGAUUUUAAGAAGAUGGAGGAUGAAAUGGACUGUCUCUCUACCAACAUGGCUUCUAUCACAGAUUUCAGUGCACGCAUCAGUGGGACUCUUCAGGACCAGCAUGCACAGAUCACCAAACUGUCAGGUUGGUAAUGAAACCCGUGGUGACAUGCCUCCACCGCCUGAAAUGAAAACCAGAUAAACAAAUCGCAUUUGUUGGUCAUAUAUCUAUCAUUGUAAGAUUACUUGUGUGGACUGUGAACCACUUCAUAAUAUGCUACUACCAAUGAUGUAUAUAAACCCUAGAUUGCCGACGCUAUGUAUUGGCCAUUGAGAGACUUUGAAGUGACCAGUUGGCCAUAAUGGUACUCCUCAGUUGGAGCAGUCCUCCAUAGGAAUUAAUGGAAUUCUACAGUAUUUUAAUUAAAUGUUUAAAUGACAAAAGUACAUGUAUUUAAGUAUUUUUUGUUGUAGUGGGGACGGGAAUAAUAGUACUCUAAAAAAAAUAUACUUUAAUGAAAAAGUUUUUAUAUACAUUUAUUCAUUUUUUUAAAAAAGUUUCGCUCACAUAAUAUAAUUUAAAAGUAUGCAUUUAGGUGUCAGUAAUAUAAUAAAUGUGUCAAUAACGAAUGUAGACAUUAAUACAUUCAUUUAUAUAGCUUCCAAAAUGUUUUUUACUAUGGAGGAGGUGUACCAAGAUGGCUGCGCAGGGUCUUCAAUACAGCGCCCCCUGUCAGUCAUCUAGGGUUUAUUCACGUUAUUGGCUACUAUGGUGUUAGCCCAAUUCAGAUAUUUUUUCCACUAAUUGGCCCUUUGACCAAUCAGAUCAGCUCUGAAAAAAAUGUGAUUGGUCAAAAGACCAAUUAGUGGAAAAAAUAUGAGAAUUGGGCGGCCUGUCUAAAUGCAGCCUACUUAUAGCUUUUCCUUUCUCUCCCUCCACCCACCCAGGAGUCCACACUCUCCUGAGGAAGCUGCAGUUCCUGUUUGAGCUGCCUGCCAGGCUGAAUAAGUGCCUGGAGCUGCAGGCCUAUGCCCAGGCAGUGAGCUCCCAUCGCCGUGCCCGCUGCGUGCUGCAGCAGUACAGCCACAUGCCCUCCUUCAGGGGCAUCCAGGAUGACUGUCAUGACAUCAUGGACAAGUUGGCACAGGAGCUUAGGCAGAAAUUCAGGUAGGAGUCUCAGGAAACGUUCAGUUGGUAUUCACUUUGGUAUGGUUGCAAAACAAUGGUAUUUUCAUUUUCAUUUCUGGUUCAUAUUAUAUACAGUGGGGAGAACAAGUAUUUGAUACACUGCCGAAUUUGCAGGUUUUCCUACUUACAAAGCAUGUAGAGGUCUGUAAUUUUUAUCAUAGGUACACUUCAACUGUGAGAGACGGAAUCUAAAACAAAAAUCCAGAAAAUCACAUUGUAUGAUUUUUAAGUAAUUAAUUUGCAUUUUAUUGCAUGACAUAAGUAUUUGAUACAUCAGAAAAGCAGAACUUAAUAUUUGGUACAGAAACCUUUGUUUGCAAUUACAGAGAUCAUACGUUUCCUGGAGGUCUUGACUAGGUUUGCACACACUGCAGCAGGGAUUUUGGCCCACUCCUCCAUACAGACCUUUUCCAGAUCCUUCAGGUUUCGGGGCUGUCGCUGGGCAAUAUGGACUUUCAGCUCCCUCCAAAGAUUUUCUAUUGGGUUCAGGUCUGGAGACUGGCUAGGCCACUCCAGGACCUUGAGAUGCUUCUUACGGAGCCACUCCUUAGUUGCCCUGGCUGUGUGUUUCGGGUCGUUGUCAUGCUGGAAGACCCAGCCACGACCCAUCUUCAAUGCUCUUACUGAGGGAAGGAGGUUGUUGGCCAAGAUCUCGCGAUACAUGGCCCCAUCCAUCCUCUCCUCAAUAUGGUGCAGUCGUCCUGUCACCUUUGCAGAAAAGCAUCCCCAAAGAAUUAUGUUUCCACCUCCAUGCUUCACGGUUGGGAUGGUGUUCUUGGGGUUGUACUCAUCCUUCUUCUUCCUCCAAACACAGCGAGUGGAGUUUAGACCAAAAAUAUAUAUUUUUGUCUCAUCAGACCACAUGACCUUCUCCCAUUCCUCCUCUGGAUCAUCCAGAUGGUCAUUGGCAAACUUCAGACGGGCCUGGACAUGCGCUGGCUUGAGCAGGGGGACCUUGCGUGCGCUGCAGGAUUUUAAUCCAUGACAGCGUAGUGUGUUACUAAUGGUUUUCUUUGAGACUGUGGUCCCAGCUCUCUUUAGGUCAUUGACCAGGUCCUGUCGUGUAGUUCUGGGCUGAUCCCUCACCUUCCUCAUGAUCAUUGAUGCCCCACGAGGUGAGAUCUUGCAUGGAGCCCCAGACCGAGGGUGAUUGACCGUCAUCUUGAACUUCUUCCAUUUUCAAAUAAUUGCGCCAACAGUUGUUGCCUUCUCACCAAGCUGCUUGCCUAUUGUCCUGUAGCCCAUCCCAGCCUUGUGCAGGUCUACAAUUGUAUCCCUGAUGUCCUUACACAGCUCUCUGGUCUUGGCCAUUGUGGAGAGGUUGGAGUCUGUUUGAUUGAGUGUGUGGACAGGUGUCUUUUAUACAGGUAACGAGUUCAAACAGGUGCAGUUAAUACAGGUAAUGAGUGGAGAACAGGUGGGCUUCUUAAAGAAAAACUAACAGGUCUGUGAGAGCCGGAAUUCUUACUGGUUGGUAGGUGAUCAAAUACUUAUGUCAUGCAAUAAAAUGCAAAUUAAUUACUUAAAAAUCAUACAAUGUGAUUUUCUGGAUUUUUGUUUUAGAUUCCGUCUUUCACAGUUGAAGUGUACCUAUGAUAAAAAUUACAGACCUCUACAUGCUUUGUAAGUAGGAAAACCUGCAAAAUCGGCAGUGUAUCAAAUACUUGUUCUCCCCACUGUAUCAGUAGCUAGGUUUCCAUCCACUUAAAGAAAAAAUUCGCAUUUUCCCACCAGUGGUGUGUUUCCACCAAACUGACUUGUUGCGGAUAAAAACUCAGUGCUUGAUGACGUAGUGCACACAAAAUGUGUAUUUUUCACUAGUUUUCAUGUACCAAAUAAAAAUAUGCGUUUCUAUCGUAUUUCCAGCUCUACCGAUAGUUUUGUCACAAAAACUGUUUCGUUAAAUAGCAAAUGUGCCUUCUCUGGUCUUGGCACAUGCGCUCUAGCCAACAGCUGGCAGAUACAGUGCGGUUGAUGAGAUUUAUGGAUACGAGUGAGAAUAUUUGUAUUUGUCAAACGGCAGUCAAGCAUCGAUCAUCAUGUCAAGAAGACCCUCGAUAUUUAUUGGAAAGGAGCAUCAAGCUUGUCACCGUGCACUUUCACCACCCUGUGAAGUUCAUCAAAACUUAUUUCAUCUGUAGCCUAAUAAACUGCAUGGUUUCCCGAGUCGUAGUGGGAGGACCACACACACCAUAUCAUCGCGUGACUCCAAAUUUACUUCGAUAUGAUGGUUAUUAUAUCAAUAUUUGCGCAUAAAGGCAUUUCCACCGCCAUUUCUCACAUAAUUAAUUUUAAUUAACAAAAAGAUCCUACCAUGUCGAACAAACAAAUUAUCUGUCGCCAUUUAUAAAAUGUAAUCGAAACUUCCUGUUUCCAUCACAGCUGUCUUGAUUUUUUUUUUGUACGGUAUGACUUUAUUCGCAUAACAACUGUGGAUGGAAACGUGGUUAAUAAUACACUAUAACUUUGCAUGAAUGCCUUAUCUUUGUUUGGUGUUGUAUGUGUUUGCAGAGAUGGAGGUUCGAGUGCGAAAGACCUUUCAGAGUGUGUGGAGCUUCUGCUGCAGCUGGAUGAGCCGGCAGAGGAACUCUGUGACAAGUUCCUGAGUCACGCCCAGUCACGACUGGAAGCAGACCUCCUAGGACUGGAGGCGGAGCUGAGACCACCAUUGUCCUCUGGACCCACAGCAGUGAUGGCUCCCUACACUGGCCCCACCCGCAUACUGUCAGCUGAACCCACUGCUGGAUCUCCCACUGACCCCACCUCUCUAAACAAUCCCUUUCUCUCUCCCAGCUCAAGGACUGAUAUUCUGGAAUUCAUAGACAGAGGUUGCAAUGAAUUCGUCAGCAGCCUUUGCUUGGUCAUUGCCUCGUAUCAAGAGUUGUUUGUCAACCGUCCACAAGAGGGUGAGCUGGCCUCCAAAAACAUCCCCCAGAUGGCUGUUGGCAAGCUGCAUGCUUUUGUGGAUGCCCUGGCCACCCGUUACUUCUCCCUGGUUGAGAGGAGGAUACAGGAGGAGAAAAGUGUUGGAGACAACUCUCUCUUGGUCCGGGCUCUGGACCGUUUCCACCGCAGGCUCCAGGCUGUGGCCAAACUGCUGCCUGGGUCUGCUGUGCCCAGCCAGGGGACUGAGAUCGUGGUGCGAGCAGCCAGGGAGAGGAUCAAGCAGUACCUGGCAGCCCUGCAGAGCUUCUACCUGAACAGCCUGACAGACGUGAGGCAGGCCCUAGCAGCCCCUCGGCUGGGUGGAAGCUCAGCCGGAGGUGGGUCUCACCUAGGGGGACCAGCCACUGGGAAAGAUGCUCCGGCCAGCUUGCCAGAGCUCCUCUCCUCUCUGUCUGCCUCCAUUCUCAAUCAGAUCAAGUCAGUCCUGGCAUCCGUGCACCUCUUUACUGCAAAGGACAUCACCUUCUCCAACAAGCCUUACUUCAAGGUGAGCUAGAUGAAUAUUCAUGCUAUUGGUGGUUAGUUGGCCCCAUAGAUGUUUUUUAAUGCCAUUUAUGUAACUAACUGUAUGUUAACAUCGACAGCCCUGUUGGAUCUUUUUCUCCUCGCUCUCUUUCUUCAGGGGGAGUUUUGUAGCCACGGUGUGCGUGAGAGCCUGGUGGUUAACUUCAUUAAGUUUGUGUGCCAGUCCUCACGUCAGUUCUGUGAGAGUGCAGGAGACCGGGGCGGCUCUACACCCCCUGCUCUCCUACUCCUGCUGUCACGCCUCUGCCUGGACUAUGAAACCUCCACCAUCUCCUACAUCCUCACCCUUACAGACGAACAGUUCCUCGUGCAGGUAAAUGUGCCAAUGAACCUGUGAAGACUUGUUAGAAAAUAAUGUGCAAAUGAUAAGUCCUCUUUUGUCAUGAGAAAUGUGUAUCACAUGCUACUACACAGCCUCUGGUUUCUCUCGUGUUCACAGCAUCACUCUCCUGUAACUGCAGUCACAGCUUUAUGUGGAGAGGCCAGAGAGGCAGCACAGAAGCUACUGAAUCAUUAUGUCAAGGUACACAUUUUCCGACCUUCUUACCAACAAAUUACUAUUGCUGCAAAUGGCCAUUUCAGGCCUAUUCCUUCUAUUUCUCUGCAGACCCCUUCUCUGUUGCUGUGGACAGGUUCAGGGCCUAAUCAUAUCACAGAUGCUGAGAAAGAGUGUGGAGACACGAGACUGGGUCAACACCAUCGAGCCACGGAACGUCCGUGCUGUGAUGAAGAGAGUGGUGGAGGACACCACCUCUAUCGAUGUGCAGGUAACGUCCGUUAUCUACAGUGCAUUCUGAAAGUAUUCAGACCCCUUGAAUUUUUCCACAUUUUGUUACGUUACAGCCUUAUUCUAAAAUGGAUUAAAUUGUUUUUUCCCCUCAUCAAUCUACAUACAAUACCCCAUAAUGACAAAGCAAAAAUACGGAAAUAUUACAUUUACAUAAGUAUUCAGACCCUUUACUCAGUACUUUGUUGAAGCACCUUUGGCAGCGAUUACAGCCUCGAGUCUUCUUGGGUAUGACGCUACAAGCUUGGCACACCUGUAUUUGGGGAGUUUAUCCCAUUCUUCUCUGCAGAUCCUCUCAAGAUCUGUCAGGUUGGAUGGGGAGCGUUGCUGCACAGCUAUUUUCAGGUCUCUCCAGAGAUGUUCAAUCGGGUUCAAGUCCAGGCUCCGGCUGGGCCACUCAAAGACAUUCAGAGACUUGUUCCGAAGCCACUCCUGCGUUGUCUUGGCUGUGUGCUUAGGGUCGUUGUCCUGUUGGAAGGUAAACCUUUACCCCAGUCUGAGGUCCUGAGCGCUCUGGAGCAGGUUUUCAUCAAGGAUCUCUCUGUACUUUGCUCCAUUCAUCUUUGCCUCGAUCCUGACUAGUCUCCCAGUCCCUGCCACUGAAAAACAUCCCCACAGCAUGAUGCUGCCACCACCAUGCUUCACUGUAGGGAUGGUGCCAGGUUUCCUCCAGACGUGACGCUUGGCAUUCAGGCCAAAGAGUUCAAUCUUGGUUUCAUUAGACCAGAGAAUCUUGUUUCUCAUGGUCUGAGAGUCUUUAGGUGCCUUUUGGCAAAUUCCAAGCGGGCUGUCAUGUGCCUUUUACUGAGGAGUGGCUUCCGUCUGGCCACUCUACCAUAAAGGCCUGAUUGGUGGAGUGCUCUAAAGAUGGUUGUCCUUCUGUAAGGUUCUCCCAUCUCCACAGAGGAACUCUAGAGCUCUGUCAGAGUGUCCAUCAGGUUCUUGAUCACCUCCCUGACCAAGGCCCUUCUCCCCCGAUUGCUCAGUUUGGCCGGGCGGCCAGCUCUAGGAAGAGUCUUGGUGGUUCCAAACUUCUUCCAUUUAAGAAUGAUGGAGGCCACUGUGUUCUUGGGGACCUUCAAUGCUGCAGACAUUUUUUGGUACCCUUCCCCAGAUCUGUGCCUCAACACAAUCCUGUCUCUGAGCUCUAAGGACAAUUCCUUGGUUUUUGCUCUGACAUGCACUGUCAACUGUGGGACCUUAUAUAGACAGGUGUGUGCCUUUCCAAAUCAUGUCCAGUCAAUUGAAUUUACCACAGGUGGACUCAAAUCAAGUUGUAGAAACAUCUCAAGGAUGAUCAAUGGAAACAGGAUGCACCUGAGCUCAAUUUCGAGUCUCAUAGCGAAGGGUCUGAAUACUUAUGUAAAUAAGGUUUUUCUGUUUUUUAUUUUUAAUACAUUUGCAAAAAUUUCGAAAAACCAGUUUUUGCUUUGUCAUUAUGGGGUAUUGUGUGUAGAAUGCUGAGGAUAUAUUUUUUUAAAAUCCAUUUUAGAAUAAGGCUGUAACGUAACAAAGUGGAAAAUGUCAAGGGGUCUGAAUACUUUCCAAAGGCAUUGUAUAUAAAACCCUUUGGUAAUCAUGCUUUACAAUGUGGGAAAACUGUAAUUACUGUAUAAUUGUGAGUGGACAAAAGCAACAUCAGUGAUAUGUCCUUCCUUCCCUGUGUUGCCCUACAGGUGGGUCUUCUCUACGAGGAGGGGGUGAGGAAAGCCCACAGCAGUGACUCCAGCAAAAGGACCUUCUCCGUCUAUAGCAGUUCGAGGCAGCAAACCCGCUACGCCCCUAGCUACACACCUAGGUACCAGAACUACAGUUGCCUAACACACAAGAUGUUUAUAAUAACAUAAUAUACACAUAAUAACUGCAUCACAAUGUGUGGAGGUUUGGCAGAGGCAGGGUCAGUCUAAUGUUAGUAUUGUUGCUAUCUUCCCCAAUGGAUAAAGAUUAAGAAUGGUUUUGUCUCUCUGCAGUGCUCCUAUGGAUACCAAUCUCCUGAGUAACAUACACAAGCUCUUCUCUGAGCGGGUCGAAAUAUUCAGUCCUGUGGAGUUUAACAAGGUGGGUAGUGAGUGUUUUGGACACAGAGCUCUGGUUGCCUUUUUAUUUCCUCAACUCUUUCUGUCUUGAUCUCUUCUCUCAGGUCUCUGUGUUGACGGGGAUCAUAAAGAUCAGUCUGAAGACUUUCCUGGAGUGUGUCCGCCUGCGUACCUUUGGUCGUUACGGCCUGCAGCAGAUCCAGGUGGACUGCCACUACCUGCAGAUGUACCUGUGGCGCUUCGUCUCCGAUGAGAACCUGGUCCACUUCCUGCUCGACGAGAUAGUGGGCAGCACUGCCCACCGCUGCCUGGACCCCGCUCCCAUGGAGCAGAGCGUCAUCGAGGUCAUCUGUGAGAGAGGUUAAAGGCUAGAGGUCACAUUGGUUGAGGAACUGGUGAAAUGUGAUGGUGAAAUUGAAUAGUGUGUAACAGAGUUUAAAACCGAAAAAAUACCUUGAAGUCAACUGAACUGGAAGAUUGAACAAAUAGGUAUUUUGCUGGAUACACUGGAUUCCCAUUAUGUAAAUGUGGGAUCAGGAGGUUACUUACUAUUGCUGCGUUUAGACAGCCAGACCAAUUCUGAUCUUUAAUUGGUCUUUUUACCAAUCAGAUCAGCUCUG
This is a messenger RNA of Coregonus sp. 'balchen', 17635 nucleotides long. NCBI's taxonomy places the organism in Eukaryota, Metazoa, Chordata, Actinopteri, Salmoniformes, Salmonidae. The record is from the annotation of a GenBank genome assembly.